AUGAAGGUAAAGGUGAUUACACUGUUAGGGCUUAUAGCUCUGGCAUCAGCCAGAAAAUCUCCUAAUGCAGAUUAUGUGAAAGAACUUCUGCAAUCUCAACCUGCUUUGCGGGUAUCUACUGACAUUGAAGCAGAUUCUCAGCUGGAUGUGCCUGGUCUCAUCAGAAGAUAUGGAUAUCCUCAAGAGACACACCGAGUGACUACUGCCGAUGGAUAUAUCCUGGAACUACACAGGAUCCCUACAGGAAGGGACAAUUUUAAUGAACCUGGCCCCAGGCCUGUCGCGUUUCUGAUGCAUGGACUCUUAUCUUCUUCUGCUGACUUUCUGGUAUUAGGUCCCGGCACUGCCUUGGGUUAUGCAUUAGCGGAAGCUGGAUAUGACGUCUGGCUGGGUAACGCCCGUGGUAAUUAUUACUCCAGAAACCAUAGAACCAUGAAUCCUGACAGCAUACUAAAUCAGAACUUUUGGGAGUUUUCCUGGGAUCAAAUCGGCAACUACGAUUUACCUGCUUUUGUCGACUACAUUCUCACAGUAACUAGACAAGAAAAACUUCACUACAUUGGACAUUCACAGGGUGGAACUACUUUCUUAGUUUUGAACUCCUUGAGGCCAGAAUACAGUGAAAAGUUUAUCUCUUUCCAAGGAUUAGCCCCUGCUUCUUUCUUCGACAAUAAUGAUUUUUCUGUGUUCAAUGGUCUGGCGCCUUUCGAAAACGUUAUUGAGAAUAUGGCUUUCACUACACGAAACGCUGAGAUUUUUGGUGACCGCGCAUUUGCGCAAUGGUUUUACAGCACGCUUUGCACUAAUACCAUUUUCGAAGGUGUUUGCAAUUUCGGUAUCGGCCAAAUAUUGGGGCAAAGUGUGAACACUACAAUGCUUCCCUUAUUGCUGGCUCACGCUCCAGCCGGCGCUUCAAUCCGCCAGGUCGCCCAUUACGGCCAGGUUAUCCGCUUUAGGGCUUUCCGUCGUUACAACUACAACGCGCUCAGAAACCUGGCAGUGUACGGCAGGAUAUCCCCUCCAGAAUAUGACCUUUCUAAUGUUAAGGUGCCAACAUACCUUCAUUACGGCGAGAACGACCGGGAAGUUAACUUCAGAGAUAUUUAUACUCUGGCAGGCAAGCUGCCCAAUACUGUUGGACUGUUCAAAGUUGGAAGGGAUACUUUUAAUCAUUAUGACUUCAUCUGGGCGUCUGAUGCGAAAGAAUUGUUGUUCCCAAAAUUAUUAGCUUGCAUGAAAAAUGCAGAAAACAUGCUAUGA
Messenger RNA from Arctia plantaginis, 1260 nucleotides. The record is from the annotation of a GenBank genome assembly. Lineage: Eukaryota; Metazoa; Arthropoda; Insecta; Lepidoptera; Erebidae.